UCUCCCUGCCCUCAGAGGGACACCCCGCCGCGGAGCUCCGGCCGGGCCCCCGGGCCCCGGCCCGCCAGGAGAUGAUAGAAAACGAUAUCCCGUCCAUAAUGUCAGGAAUCCUUAGGAAUUCAGGGCAAAACCACCACCCUUCCCAGGAGUACAGGCUCUUAGCUUCUGACCCCUGCCAGCUGAGUGAAGAUGAUCUCCCCAGUGACUUACAGUCCUUGUCGUGGCUGACAUCUGUGGAUGUUCCUCGGCUACAGCAGAUGGCCAAUGGAAGAAUGGACUUCAGCCUUGGUGCCCAGAGUGCCAUGCUACAGCAGACAGGUCCUGUGGCAACCAACAUGCACUCAACAGGAGCACCUGGAGCAAUGAUUCAUGUCCAGGCCAGCCUGCCACAAGGAAUCCUGGGACUCAAUUCUCUUUCAACACAUGGAUCAAAUAUGAGCCAGUAUGCUGUGGGUGGGCAGCCAUCUCCUGGUUUGCAAACACAGCAACAGCUCUUUCCUCCUCCUCACUCACAGCAAGUGUUUGCUCUAGCACAGAACUCACCACAGUGUAACCCAGCAGCAAUCUACAACCCAUCCUAUGGGACUCAGCCUCACUAUUCCCAGCCACGCCUGGCUCCUCACUCUGCCCAAGAGCUGCAUCCAAAGCACUACCCCAAACCCAUCUAUUCCUACAGCUGUUUGAUUGCCAUGGCUCUGAAGAACAGCAAAACAGGCAGCCUCCCAGUCAGUGAGAUCUACAGCUUCAUGAAGGAGCACUUCCCCUACUUCAAGACAGCCCCUGACGGCUGGAAGAACUCCGUGCGCCACAACCUCUCCCUGAACAAGUGCUUCGAGAAGGUGGAGAACAAGCUGAGCGGCACCUCACGCAAGGGCUGCCUCUGGGCCCUCAACCCUGCCAAGAUUGAGAAGAUGGAGGAGGAGAUGCAGAAGUGGAAGAGGAAGGACUUGGCUGCCAUUCACAGGAGCAUGGCUAACCCAGAGGAGCUGGACAAGCUGAUCACUGACAGACCCGAGAGCUGCAGGCGGCCCAGCAAGCAGGCAGAGCCCGAGGUGCCCACCCUGAGCCACCUGGCCGGAGGCCAGGGCCGAAUCUCCAUGUCGCAGCUGCAGCCCCAGCCCAUCAUGACGCUCUCGCUGCAGCCCCUCCCCCUGCACCACCAGCUCCAGGCCCAGGCUCGCAUCGCCCCGGACUCACCGGCGCCGGCACAGACUCCUCCUCUCCAUACCCUGCCUGACAUGAGCCACAGCCCUCUGCCCCACCACCCCCUGGGCCGUGCAGAGUUCCUCAAUGUGACAGCAGACAUCAACGCAGAGGUGGAUGCCCUCGACCCGAGCAUUAUGGAUUUUGCAUUGCAAGGUAACAUAUGGGAGGAAAUGAAAGAUGACAGCUUCAGCCUGGACACCCUGGGGGCCUUCAGCAACUCCCCACUCCACCUCUCAGACUGUGACCUGGGCACCCCUGGCCUCACGCCUGUCUCCAGCGGCAGCGACCACUCCUUCUCAGACUUGCAGGUCACCGGCCUGUACACCACCUACACAACACUGGACAACGUGGCAGCAGCUCAGUACAUGAACCAAGGCAACAAACCCAUUGCUCUGCUCUGAGCUUUGCACCCUUCCCUGGACCCCUGACUCAAGGGCCAGGUUCUCCCAGCAGUUAAAGUCCAGCCUGAAAGCAAGCAAAGAGCUCCUCCCGCAGAUGCCUGGAACCUGGUGGCUGCUGCCUGGGACACAGCACGUUGAUGCCAAAAAGAAAUCAAACUGUGGUGAGAAGAACCACUUUCACCCAUGGCAAGACUGAGGAAGGGGCAUGGAUGCUUUGUGUGCAGGACUGGUGAGGUCUGAGCAGGAUCUGGAAGGCUUCCCUCAGCAGCAACUUCCACUAGAGCUUAACUGAGAAGGAUCUGGAAGGCUUCACUCAGCAGCAACUUCCA
This is a messenger RNA of Dryobates pubescens (Downy woodpecker), 1936 nucleotides long. RefSeq names its product forkhead box N4 (gene FOXN4). Gene Ontology annotation, molecular function: transcription cis-regulatory region binding; DNA-binding transcription factor activity, RNA polymerase II-specific. The transcript is spliced from 10 exons. Bases 72 to 1607 code for a protein of 511 amino acids. Gene Ontology annotation, biological process: regulation of transcription by RNA polymerase II. The record is from RefSeq and is a predicted model, not a curated record. NCBI's taxonomy places the organism in Eukaryota, Metazoa, Chordata, Aves, Piciformes, Picidae.